This is a messenger RNA of Varanus komodoensis (Komodo dragon), 5047 nucleotides long. It is a transcript of the gene FBXO9, whose product is annotated as F-box protein 9. The record is from RefSeq and is a predicted model, not a curated record. The coding region runs from base 1457 to 2764 and encodes 435 amino acids. Gene Ontology annotation, molecular function: protein binding. Gene Ontology annotation, cellular component: SCF ubiquitin ligase complex. Gene Ontology annotation, biological process: SCF-dependent proteasomal ubiquitin-dependent protein catabolic process. The transcript is spliced from 13 exons. Lineage: Eukaryota; Metazoa; Chordata; Lepidosauria; Squamata; Varanidae.
GCUUAACGUAUUUUUCGUUCUUCUCCCGUCUUCCGCCACAUUGAACCUUACAUUUGCCGUCCCCCCCCCCAUUCAGAACUGAAAAUACGCCUAAUUUAACACGCAAUCUGUCUAUCAACUAAGCUGAUAAGUAAGCAGCUGUCCACCACUGAGAACUGUCAGGUUGCAGUACAGCCUUCCCCAACUUGGUGUCCUCUGCGUGUGUUGGACUACAGCUACAUAGCUAGUGGGCACCAGGUUGGGAACGAUUGCUUUCGUAAAUAAAAUGUUGAUAUCAAGAAGGUAAAAAGGUAUGCUAUAAUGAGUUAAUUUGGGGAGGUGAGUCUUUAUUUCAGGUUCCACAACAAAAAUUGUUACCAUUUACAGCAUACUAUUGAGAUGUGGCUAAUUGGCUUUUCACUUUCUUCUCUGACCUUGUUUUUUUCCCAAGGAAAAAAUAAAAUAGAAAAUCAUCAUUACAGUGACUAGAGUAGUUACUAUUAUUUGUAAUGCCCUACUAAAUCAUAACAUGCAAAAUACAGUCUUAAUUUAAGAAAUUGAUUAAGAAGAAAACUAAUCUCUAGUAUUGAUAGAUCAGUAUGACUUUGUCCCACUUCUGAGUUGUCUGUAGGCAGCAACACAGCUGUGCAAAUUAAGUCCAAGGAGGUUAAUUAGUUCACAAAAAAGAUUAACUCAUCUGUCUGAGCACAGCUAUGAGACCAAUUGUACAGGGGAUUGAAGUGGAUCCUCCAGUGUUUCUUAAGCCCUGUCAAACAUUUAAGCUUGAUUGAUCUUUGUAAUCUGCUUUAAAACACAUGCACGCAUGCACACACAAGGAACCUAUUAUAACGACAGACCUUAUUUGUAUUUCAGUAGUGGUUGUUUAUAAAUGUAAUUUAUAAUGCUGCCUGAAGUUUCUCAUGUCCAUGGUAACUUAAAUUUCAGAUUUAGUGCACAGCUAUCCAGAAUAUUUAGGCCAGCUGUGGAUGAAUUUCAUUUAUUGAGGCCUGAGAAUGUAGACAAGGUGUUUGGUUAUGUUCAGACAUCAACUUGUAUGCUUAAUCCUUGUCUCACUUGGUUUAUUACAUUCUGUUGGGUGGGGAUGUCUAACUCAGUUCAGGAGCUUGUAAAUUCUUCUUUGAGAGGGAGCAGUCCCUCUUCUUUGAGAGGUUGACCAGUCUCUUUAAAAGAGGCAGUAAUUGGACUGUUGUGAAAAAAACCCAAACUGAACCCAGUAGAUGAAAAUAACUAUAGGUUAGUUGCUAACAUACUCUUCCUGGGCAAUGUGCUUGAGUGAGUGCUGAUGUACUCCAGGAUCUGCUUGAUUAAACUGGUUUCUGAUUCAUUUCCAACUUGUUUCAGGAUUUGGAAUGGCAGCUGCCUUGGUUGCCCUGUAGGAUGCCCUGUGAGCUGUGCUGUGAGAGUGAUGGGAGUAUGAGCCUUUUGGUUCUCUUAGAGGCUUUCAGUUUCAUCAUCCAUGGCAGAAGGUGAAGAAGAUUGUUACUCUGACAUGGUAAGAGCAGAUGACAUUGAAAGGCCUGGUGAAGCUAACCUUCAGGCAGAGCUCCAAAUGUUCAGAGCACAGUGGAUGUUUGAACUUACCCCAGGGGGGAGCUCUUCAGGUGUGGAAGCUCGAUCCUGUAGAACAUCAGCAAGAGGGCCUUCAGUAAAGGCUGCAGAUACCAAAGGAAAGCUGGAACUAGCAAAAGAGGAAAAGGCAAGAGAACUGUUCCUGAAAGCAGUGGAACAAGAGCAAAAUGGGGCUCUUUAUGAAGCUAUUAAGUUCUACCGUCUGGCUAUGCAACUGGUCCCAGAUAUUGAGUUUAAAAUUACCUACACCCGAUCUCCAGAUGGUGACAAUAUUGGGAAAAGCUACAUUGAAGAUAAUGAGGAGGAUAGCAAGAUGGCUGAUCUUUUGUCCUACUUUCAGCAGCAGUUCACUCUUCAGGAAUCAUCCAUUAAAUUGUGUCAGCCUGAGCUUGAAGUGAAUCAGACUCAUAUCUCAGUGUUGCCUAUGGAGCUGCUAAUGUAUAUUUUCCGAUGGGUGGUUUCCAGUGAUCUGGACCUGCGGUCUUUAGAACAGUUAUCAUUGGUCUGCAGAGGUUUUUAUAUUUGUGCCAGGGACCCUGAAAUCUGGCGUCAGGCCUGUCUGAAGGUUUGGGGAAGAACCUGUAACAAAGUGGUUCCUUACACCUCAUGGAGGGAAAUGUUUUUGAAAAGGCCCAGAGUUCGAUUUGAUGGCGUGUAUAUCAGCAAGACAACAUACAUACGUCAAGGAGAACAGUCUCUUGAUGGCUUCUAUAGGGCAUGGCACCAAGUGGAUUAUUACAGGUACCUGAGAUUCUUCCCUGAUGGCCAAGUAAUGAUGCUAACAACUCCGGAAGAACCUCAGUCUAUUGUUCCUCGUUUACGAACUAAAAACACAAGAACUGAUGCAAUCCUGCUUGGCCACUAUCGCCUUUCCCAGGAUACGGACAAUCAAACCAAAGUAUUUGCUGUAAUGACAAAGAAGAAGGAAGAGAAACCAAUUGACUACCACAAGUACAGAUAUUUCUGUCGUGUCCCUGUGCAAGAAACUGAACACAGCUUUCAUGUAGGGCUACAGCUAUGUUCCAGUGGUCGGCAGAAAUUCAACAAACUUGUUUGGAUUCAUCACUCUUGUCAUAUUACUUACAAGUCUACUGGUGAAACAGCAGUCUCUUCUUUCGACAUUGACAAGAUGUACACCCCUUUGUUCUUUGCACGCGUGAAGAGCUUUACUGCAUUUUCAGAAAGGCCUCUCUAAGAAGGUCACAUCUAUUGCAUGAAGAAAUUACAGCAAACAACACUUAAGUUAUAAAUGUGUAUAUAUAUUUGAAUUUUAUUUUAAAGUAAGGAAUCUUUUUGGAAGAAUAUAUACUGGAAAUUCAUUUGAUUUAAGGUGGCAGGGUUAUUUUACUGGUUUUGAAGUCAAGUUUACACAUUAUUUUAAACUUGUUUCUGUUGUGAAGAGACUUUGAUAACAUAAAAAGGCAUUUUUGCCAUGUCAUUUUAUGAGCAAAUUUAUAAGCUGUUCUCUUUUCCAGUGUAAGGCUUCAUCUGCCUAUGCACCUUAAGUUCAGGAAUCAUUAUAAACAUACUGCUGUACAUAAAUCGUGGAGUGUGUGCUUUGGGGGAAGGCUCAAAAUGUGAAGAAUUUGUCCUACAUCUGUGCGUGGCCUAAAUACACAUUAAAAAUGCUUACUUUGAGAUACAUGUAUUUGGGUGGCCUUUAAAGAAGAGGCCUUGACUUAGGUGUAAAGUGCAGCCUGAUGAAAAAUUAAGCAAAGGCAAGCAAAGUUGGAAGUUCUGCUUCAGGUUUUUAAAGAAUCACAUUGUUUAAUUUAACUGCAAUGGUUAAACCAAUGGAUUUGAUAUUGCAAAUGGCAGAAGAUGGAAGGGAAGUCACAAGUUGGACUGGCUGCCUUUGUUGUCUUGAUCCAGGAAAGACAUUCUGGAGAGAUAGCAACUCUUGUAUUGUUUGAAUUCUGUUAUGCAAAUGAGAAUAGGGCUGUACACAAGUACAUUUGUCUUUUCUUCAACUCUUCACCUAACUGCUAAAAAGACUGCACAUCCCUCGAGUAUGUUGUUACACUAAUUUCUGCUUUUUGGGACUCAUACAGAUGUUCAGGUACUGUGUGCUGCUUCUCCUGUGUAUGUACUUGGGGCAUUGGAUGCAACUGCUGUAUGAUGCUUAUCAUUAAUAUGUACUUUCCAUCAUAAAACUAAAAUUUCUAAAUGUUUUUCUUUUGCUCAGUCGUGUAACAUUUGUUCUUUCUUUAUAAUUGAGCACAAUCCUUUAAAAGGCUGAAUUAAAUUAAUAAAUAAUAUAUCACAUGGUUCUUCCAACAUGUUCAGGAUGAAAUGCAUUAUUCUUCCUCCCUUUCAUUCAGACAGCUCUUAAGUCAGUUAGAUUUAGAGUGUCUUGAUGAAGACCACCCAGUGAUGUUCAUUGUUGAAGUUCUCUCUGGUCCAGGGUUAGGCAUCCUAGUUCCAUGAACACCUUCCUUGAUGUUGGCUAAAGUACCAUGGUUCCUCCCACUUUAAGCAAUAUAAAACUUAUUCUUACUAGCAGCUUGGAUAACAGCAGAAUAGUUUUCUUAGAGAUGAAAACUGUGGGUUCAAAUGAAUUAUUUCAGGUGUUGGGGCUGAGACCUUACCUCUGCCUUGUACUUGGUCUGUUCGGCAAUUUACUUAUCCUUUUUGUCAUGGCAACCAAUUUGUCAUGAUGCCCAGGUCAGUUUCUUGAAGUGUUAAAUGUCCCCGGUCCCAAAAAAUUGGCCUUUUGCUGCUGUAGUCGUUGUCCACAUUUCCUAGUGAGCACACCAUUUAAAAACUGAACUAAUCACUACCUUAUAUGUUAAGCUAACAGUCUGUCAUUGAUAGACACUGGAUGGAAUUUUCAAAGAUACAAGGCCUUCUACCUCUACAGUAAAAUCACUGUUACAGGUUUACUUUUGUUUGGUGCUUUUUGUAACACUAAUCCUAAAUGCACAUAAGGGGAUAUAUAUUUUGUAAUUAUAAUCUAACCCUGGACUGUUCAGAAAGUCUGGAUAGGAUCUGAAGGACAACUUUGGUUUACUAUUAUUGACUAGCAGACUGCUACUCCAUAUCAUAAACAGCUUUUGAAAAUUGACUUUGUUUAUAAACUGCUUUGUCUCUUUUGUAAGAGGGUGUGUUCAAGAAACACAAGUGCAGAGUCCCCACUGACUAAAUUAAAUUCACAGUUCUUUGUAGCCAGUAACAAGCCUGACUCUACAGGUUCUGGCACUAUUCUGCAUGCAACUGCUAGAGUUUUAAGAAUUCAGCCCAUAUAGCAUGCACUGGCACAUCAAUAUGGUCAAAGAAAAGUGCCCUGUGCUAAUUUACAUAUCCCAUUCAUGAUACAUAGAUUCAAUCCUGGCAGACAAAGUGCUUAGAUUGAAAAAAAAACCUAUUAUGUGAUUUGACUAUUUCAUUAAGAGGUGCUUUCAGGGUGUGGGUAGGUGGUAUUUUAGUUUUAUUUCUGUCAUGUUUUGCUUUGUUCAUUAAAGCUCACUUCCUAUAACCA